Molecule: messenger RNA, 4296 nt
Organism: Cladocopium goreaui
Lineage: Eukaryota; Dinophyceae; Suessiales; Symbiodiniaceae
Source: the annotation of a GenBank genome assembly
AUGGCAAGGAUGCCCAAUCGGGUCCCCACUGGCGUCUCGAAUCUCUCGUAUUCGGUGCUGUCCAAUGUUGGUCUGGUUGACGCUGGUACAGAGGCAAUUUGCCGAUCUGUCUAUGGUGCUUCCGAAUAUCAGCGUUUGGUCAGUGAGUAUGAGAGAGUUGACAUUGUUAGUCAGGAGCGUUUGUUUGAGGACUAUUCGAAGGUUUGGGGCGAUACUGUCACCAAGAGAAUUCCUUCUGAUCCUCUAUCGCGCUUUGCAUUCCAUCUUUUGGAAGAGUCGAUGACUGGCAUUAGAGACUUGUGGGUUCGUGAUUUUUCACGAGUUCUUGCGCCGAGUUCUGUGGGCGGAUUGGUCAAAUCAUCAUCUGCUGGGUAUUAUUACUCAGUGCUUGGCCGACGUCCUGGGAUUUUGACAAAGAAGAACACACCAUGGGUCGUCAAGGACCUCAAUGACCACAUCGGUAAAAUUGCAUCUGAGUGGGGAGCAUUGCCUGACAAGAAGGUCAAGGUUUAUGAAGUCUCCAAUCCACGUCUUUACAGCAUGCUUAGAAGUCGAGCUGCCGUUGCCAAAGCUGGACAUGCUAAAGCUCGGACAGUCUACGACGUUGCAUAUGCUGCAAAUGUGAUUUCAGGUGCUAUUUGUGGUGAUCUCCUGGAGAAGAAGAUUGCUAUUCCAACCUUUAGUAUGGCUGGUAUUGAUCCGGUCAUGAGCUGGAAUUCACUUCGUGCGGUGUUUAACAAUCCGCAUGUUGUGAGUCUUGACAGAAUUGGAAGGGACAGAAGUUUGCAACAUUGGUGGUGCAGCUAUACGUCCAAAGUUCUGUCGGAGAAGCUAAUUGGUUCACACAACAGCGAUAUUCCAGUUGAACGAGUCAAAUCCUUGAUGAAUAGAUUGUACCGACUUCCUGUGAUUGAACCUGACGGGCAGGUCGUGUACAUGAGAAGCAGAGGCGUUCCAAGUGGACUGUUUCAUCUGGUUCAAGCAGCGGAGGACAUGGCCACACAAUGGUGCACAUUACGCGCUGAGGUGGAGUUCUUUGCUCGGCAGGGUGAGUGGUGUCCCGAAUCUUUCGGAACACUGGCAGACGACUCCACAGAAGGUGGAGGCUGGAACGAUUUAUCUGCUUAUUUUGAUACAAGACGCUUUGCAUCAGAUCUGGCAGGCCUAGAACUUGAUUUUGACAAGCAAUGCGAGUCGGUAAAGAGCAUUCUCCGGGAGAAGAUGGACAAUGUGAUUCAAUCUUUGACCGACGACGAUGCCAAAAAGGAGCUGUCCAAGGAGCAACUGCAUCAAAUCCGGAGCUUGGCCCAGGCGAUUCAGCAGCGCCCCACCACAGAAGAAUUGGAUCAUCGGCUCACCUCGUUGCUUGAAGGUAUGCAGGACAACCUCCAGCAGUCGCAAACCAAACAGCAGGAACUGCUCCUCCCACCGGUAGAUUUCAAGCGCGAGAUCUCCGAUGCAGUGGAGGCUGCUGCAGAGCAGAUGGUUGACAAAAACUCCAUCGAAUUGCUGCUGCGGGAACAGCUGCAACGCUAUAAGAAAGACUUGCAGAGCACUGUGGAGGCGACGCUGAAUGAUCAGCAUUCCAAAGACAAAAAGGACUUGGAAAGCUCGUUGGGAGAGAUCCAGAAGCAGCAGGAGGCUUUCCUCGCUCAACUACAGGAGCAGCAACACCGACCCGAAAUGCUUCAAGCGCUCGAGGAUCAUUUGCAAAGCUCCUUCGCCCAAGUGCUGAGUGAGAUACGAUCACAGCAAAGCGGUGACCUGACACCCAUCUUGACGGGCUUGCGGGAAACGCAGGAACUGACCCAGGACCCACUUUUGGUUUUUCGCCUGCGUGGGUCCAUGGCACUUCGGCCUAUUGAUUGGACUUCCUGGAAGGGUGCGGCGAAGCUGUGGCUCACCACCCAUCCAGGGUUCAAUCAUAGGGAGGUCACGCGCGAGCAGCGGCUGGAGAGCUUCGAGCUGCGCGCGGCCUUUGCGGUGGCGACUGCGGCUGCCCAUCGCGAGGACAGAGGCCUGGGAGCCCUGCCUUGCGAUAGGUGCGGCGUGUGGACGCACUGCUGGUGCGAAGCUUGCCAGCGGCCUGCGACGGCUAUCUGCACUGUGUGCGAUGCCGCGGAGGCGAUCUGCCACGCCUGUGAGCGUGCCGGCAAGUCCUGGCGAAGCGCCCGAGCGGCGUACGAAGCGGCGACGCCGCAGGAAGAGGAGAUCGUCGAGAUCUCCGGGUUCCAUGAUGCAGCGGGAGUCUUCCAGACCAUUGACCCCCCGCUCCGGAUCCCCCUCAGGGAGGUCCUCUCGGCCGAUGGCGAGCCGGACGCGGCCGCCAUCACCCGCCGUGCCGCCGCGCACGGCCAAAGAGGAGUGGAGACGGCGGCAGAUGUAGUAGGGUUGUACCCCAAUGUGGACCUGUUCAUGGAUGCCCUGCAUGCCGUGAUGGGGACACGUGUGGAUGCCGACCUUAGCAUGGAUGUGGCGUGCACUUAUGCUCGGGUUCAUGGGCUGGCCCGUAAGACAAAGAAGCACGCAGUUGAGCUCGUAGUAGCCGAGCGGCAGUCUGUGUACCCCUCGGGUGCUGCUGAGCGCGGUGGAAGCCGUGAAGCGGCCGCUAGCAGCCGCGGAAUGAAGCCCCUGGUGGGCCUUGGGACAGGCUCGGCUGGAUCCACUGUGGUGUCUGGGCCUGGUCCUGCACCGGCCAGCACCAAAGCAGACGUAGCCAAGCAGACUAAGUUGGACCUCCUUUUCCACCUGCUGGUUGACUACGUUUUAGACUUGCAGGAGCUGGGCAUCGAUACUGCCCUCCUGGCUGACCCGCUGGGUCGCACAAAGGUCCGUGAGACUGUGCUCCACGGGGCCCAGAGAUUGUCGACCCAGAGGCUUGGUGCUUUGAUCAGCAGCUUCAAGAGGUGGAUGAAGUUUUGUGAGGAGAGGCAGUGGGCGCCUAACGCACCGAAGCCGUUCCAGUUGGCCACUUACCUGCACUGUGUCAGUCAGGGGGGGCCCACAGCGGCAUCGUCGAUGCAUGCAGCCUUGAAGUGGUUCGCAGACCAGGCUGGUGCGGCACUGGAUCUGUCGCACCCCAUGGUGGCCCCUUACCGCUUCCACGCUGUGACCCACACAGCGAGGCAGGCCCCGGAGCUUCAGCCCUGGGAGCUGAUCAACUUGGUUUGCCUCUUCGGCCGUGCCAAGGGCAACCAUAAGCUCCUGUUGGCCUGGGUGGUGAUGGCGGCGAUCUCUUGCGUUCGCUGGGAACACCUGCAGCGCUCGAGUUUCGUGGCUGGCCACACCAAGUGGAUUGAAUUCCACUGCCAGCAAGGCAAAGCUCGGAAGAAGGGAGCCAGGCCAGCGUAUGGAUGGGCUCUACCAGAAUGGUGCUGGGAAGGCCAUGGUGUUGGCCGCAUCCUCGAGGAUUUUUACCGGCAUGAAGUGCUGGCCACGGCGGGUUUCCUGGUACCAGCAUUGCAGCUGGCUGCGGACAACCUCUGGGAAGUCACAGAGACUACCCCGCUGGUCCUUGGAAAGCCGGGGCGUUUCCUGCCUACGCUGGGUAAUGUGCUGGAGAUUUCCGAUGUGGAUGCGCAAGCGGUGGGAAACUGGACUGAGGUCCCACAGGGAGGUGGCCUCACUGCACCGAGACCCAAGGCUGCCAUGACGAUGGGCCGCCACUACGGGGGCCAUAAGGUGCUGCGCUCGGCGGUGGUCAAGGUGCGCCUCCUGGAGCGCUUCCUGGAGCUGUGGAAGUUGCAACGGCAGCAUGUGUCCCUCACUGCCGAGGGCCUGCUGCCUGUUGACUCCUGGCGUUGGCCUGACUUGCAGGCGUUGCACCGGCAGACUCCUUGGUCAGCAGCCGAUCCAGACCUGUCCGCUGCUAUCACGGAUGCGGCGGCCCCGGCGCCUGAGCAACCAGGUGAGGAGCAGCCGGACGACCAGGCCGCUACCCUUGAGGAGCCGGCAGGGGAGCCAGAGGCGGCAUCAGGUGCCUCAGGCGAUGACAGCAGCUCGGCCUCUGACAUCUCCGCCGAUGCGGAUGACCUGGUGGGCAUUUUGCCGGACCCUACAGCAGCAGCUGAAAUCAAGUGGUUUCGCCAGGGCACCAAGACGCACCUGGUGAGCGACACAUCGGAGAGUGACCGGCUGAUCCCGUAUUGCCGAGACAAGCCGUUUGACCAGGAUCCUGCCCGACGGGGCGAGGGCUUCGUGCGUGGGGGGCUUGAGUGCAUCUGCAAGCGAUGUCUCAGCCGUAUGCCACGGGGGCUCUACCUGAGUCUGGCGGAGCACUGCGGCUGGUCCUCCUGA